Archocentrus centrarchus (flier cichlid) is the source of this 3267-nucleotide messenger RNA. It is a transcript of the gene s1pr3b, whose product is annotated as sphingosine-1-phosphate receptor 3b. The coding region runs from base 206 to 1354 and encodes 382 amino acids. Gene Ontology annotation, biological process: G protein-coupled receptor signaling pathway. Gene Ontology annotation, molecular function: sphingosine-1-phosphate receptor activity. The transcript is spliced from 2 exons. Gene Ontology annotation, cellular component: membrane. The record is from RefSeq and is a predicted model, not a curated record. Lineage: Eukaryota; Metazoa; Chordata; Actinopteri; Cichliformes; Cichlidae.
GCUCUCUUCUACUGAACAAUAAAGAUGGACUUAAAGUUCAACAGAAAAUAUAGCAGCUAAGAAACUCGGCAAGGAAAUGUGUGGCCACCAGUGCGCGAUCGACUUUAAACAGAAAGCGACCUGCGAGCAUCCAGCGUUGAACACAGUGGACACCGCACUCCCUGCUCAAGUCUGACCUCCAGUGUCGGCAGCUGGUAUUUUGACAAUGAUCAACCCUCAGAUAGAGCUCCACUACAACUACACAGGAAAGCUGGCCCACCGGCCCAGCGUUGGCACGAGCCCUGGCACUGUGGACACCAAAACCAUAGUUUUCCUCAUUAUUUGCAGCUUCAUCGUCUUGGAGAACCUCACUGUGCUUGUGGCCAUAUGGAGGAACCACAGGUUCCACAACCGCAUGUAUUUCUUCAUCGGUAACCUGGCGAUGUGCGACCUGCUGGCUGGAGUCGCUUACCUGGUCAACCUGCUCCUAUCAGGAGAGAAGACCCUGAAGCUCUCACCUGCUCUCUGGUUUGUCAGAGAAGGAAGCAUGUUUGUAGCACUUGGAGCCUCCAUUUUCAGUCUCCUGGCUAUUGCUAUAGAGAGACACCUAACUAUGAUCAAAAUGAGGCCUUAUGAUGCGAACAAGAACUACCGGGUAUUUCUGCUCAUAGGGACCUGCUGGCUGAUUGCCAUAUGUCUUGGAGCUUUGCCUAUUCUAGGCUGGAACUGCCUGGAUAACCUCCCUGACUGCUCCACAAUCCUCCCCCUUUACACCAAGAAAUAUGUUGCUUUCUGUAUCACAGUGUUCAUGGUUUUGCUCUCAGCCAUAGCCGUCCUGUAUGCCCGCAUCUACAUCUUGGUUAAGUCCAGCAGCCAAAAGGUGAGCAAGCACAGCAGUUCAGAGCAUGCCAUGUCCCUUCUGCGCACUGUCAUCAUUGUAGUUGGGGUUUUCAUUGCCUGCUGGACACCCCUCUUUGUCCUGCUCCUGAUGGAUGUGGCAUCCAAGCAGAGGUCCCCUAUCCUUUAUGAAGCUGACUGGUUCAUCGCUCUGGCGGUGCUCAACUCUGCGAUGAACCCAGUCAUCUACACUCUGGCCAGCCGCGAGAUGAGACGAGCUUUCCUGGGUCUGAUUUGUGGCAGUUGCUACAGGGCGAAAGUAUCUGUAAAUGGAAGCGGGAACAGGCAGUCUCUGGAGCCCAGCCGCAGCAGGAGCAAGUCGUGGAGUAGCCAGAACAACCCAAACCAGAACCAGCAGAGCCCCAGGCAGACAGAGCUGGAGACGGGGCGGGAGCCAGACAGGGGCCACGGAGAGGUUUCAGUGGUGGCUGGAGCGAGCAGGGGUACCGCUGAGGCUACGAGUGACAGAAAAUAUUAAAAGGAGAGAGCUUGUAAUUUACAGUAAAAUCCUGAGCUUACGGGCUUGUGCAGUAAUCACAAUGAAAAAAUUGAUUUAAAAUGAAGGAUUCUUUAAAUGAAGGGCCGAUUUCUGACGUUUGCUGCAGGGCAGUGGGUUCUCUUUGCUAAAUCUUCAUCAUCUUUAAUGUUUGCCUCUUUGCCAGUCUCCAGUGCUAAAAACUUUCAAUUUUGGAGUUACAUAGUGUUUUUUUAUGUUUUGUUUUCUUUGCUGGAUAACAGUCAUUGCCACAGAUUACUGGUGCUCUUACCCUGAACAGAAAAGACAUUUACCUCCGUGGUUACGGCUGUGACCGCCUAUGAUAAAUAAGAAGUGAACGUUUGCCUGCAAUUACCACAUAAGUGCAGUUACAUCACUUCAAAAACAAUGUAAUGAAGAAUGAUUGUAGACUAUUAUUACUGCAAUGACAAACAGCUGAAGGUAUUUAUUAAUCUACAUAGUCUGUAUUUACUCAGUAAUCCUACAGUAUGCUGGGCAGUUAAUCUGCAUUGUAUAAUAACUGAGGCAAGAGUUACACAUGUUGAACUGGUGCUUUUUUUUGUUGUUUGUUUUGUUAUUUUUGUACCAUUUUGUUCACAAUCAAAGAACUGCUUUGUAGCAGCCAAAGUAGUUUUAGUGAUACUCGGGCUCCAUCUGUUGGCCAUACUCAGAACUGCAACAGCAGCUCUACAUGUAUUUUGUUCAGGUUUUGCUGGAACCUUAGAAGCAUGAAACCAGUAGGCUUAAGACUUAAGAGGCAUGUGAAAUAGAAAUAGGUAGCUAAAUGCAGGUAUACAUAUCAGAUUUUAAAAAAUUACAGCUUUGACUCAAUAAAGUAAAGAGAAAAAUAUUACAUUUACUCUUUAACAACGCUUCAUCGGGUCCACCUUGUGGACAGUAGAGAGUGCAGCUCUUAUAGCUCUUCAUAGGUCAGGAUUUAGAAACAUGGGUGCAGCUUUUAGCAUGCCUGGUUGAGCAGGUGACACGCAUGCCGAAGGCUACUGCAGAGGUUUUGCUCUGAGUCUGCCCCCAGACAAUUUUCUGCAUGUCCCCCCCCGGCUCCCUUUUCUUUCCUGUCCACCCUCUGUGCUGCACCAUCUAAUAAAGGCUGGAAAAAUAAGAUGUAGGAAUAUUCUGUGGUUUUAAGAUUUCUGCAGUCAAACACAGCACGUUGAAUAUGUACUAAAUUUUCUUUUGCUUAUGUGAUCAUUAAAAAAAAAGACAUCUAUUUCCAAAAACAAGUUCCACUUACUGUGGACAAUCCACAUCUUAUUUUCAUGGGAACUUUCUUUAUUAUAAUAUAUCAAUAGUGCGGACUGUGGAUUACCCAGAGUAACACUUACACAGAGACAUGGUUACAAAUUCUUAAAGCAAAAUCUGAACACUUGAAGCGUUAGAAGAACUCUCAAAGACGAGUAUGCGUGAAUCUGGGUAAAUUAAAGCAACCGGGAUUAUGAAUCAUGAGCUGAGAUAAAAUAUCUGUUACUAUUACACCAGAGAAACAACAGCGAUUCUACACAUUCACGGUUUUAUUGCCAACAGUCAUACAGAAUAAUGAUUAACUAAUACAACCAAAAGAUUAAAUCUGUAAACAUCAUUUGGACUUGUUUCUAUGUUUUUAGUUGCUUUUUUUCUCUUUUUUUUAAAUGCCUGUCCCAAAAUAGUGAGUUUCUGUGUGAUUUCCUCUGACAAAGAUUUAUAUUUAGAAUCUGGAAAUGAUACAUUUAUAAUAUAUAAUAGAGAUUAUGGGAGGGGGGGGGGCAGAUAGUGAAAGGGAACAGUAGUCUCAAGCAGCAACACGCAGCAGGGCAAAACACAACCUCUAGUGAACAGGCAUGCCCCAUUGAAGAUCAGCUAUUGCACUUUGAAGGAAGAGAGAAAGAAAAAAAAAAAAA